Molecule: messenger RNA, 819 nt
Organism: Penicillium roqueforti
Lineage: Eukaryota; Fungi; Ascomycota; Eurotiomycetes; Eurotiales; Aspergillaceae
Product: gamma-glutamylcyclotransferase family protein
Exons: 3
Coding region: 1-819 (272 amino acids)
Source: RefSeq, a predicted model, not a curated record
AUGCGCAACACCUGGCCGUCCCCUAUGGUCCGCAAAUUCAUUCGCGCCAACGCCUCGGCAGACCCGCCAAGGCCGUCGUUGUUGCCCUCAUCUGACAAGUCUGCCGAGAAUUCCUGGCCUCAAGACCCUAUCCGAGACGAAUAUUGUUUCUUCUACGGGACAUUAAUGGACCCAAAUAUAUUAUCCAAAGUCUUAGGAUCGUCAAAACCACCACCUAUGAUGCGCCCUGCUAGGAUUAUUGGUUACGAAAUCAAACUUUGGGGCACAUACCCUGCUCUCCUCGAUGAUAAACCACUUCAUCCAGUCGAUGGAAUAGUGUGUGGCCUCUUAUCGCCGACGCAACUUGAUCGACUUGCCGCCUACGAAACGGAUAAAUAUCAUCUUCAAGCUUGCUUGAUUAACGUUCUGAAUAAUGACGGUAGCACCGAGAAAACCAUUGAGGGAGUUUCUUUCAUGUGGAAUGGUCGAGAGGAUGAGCUUCGGGAGGGUACUUUUGAUCUAAAGCAAUGGGGGAAGGACAGACAGCUACGUCUUGGCUCAAUAGCUCCUGAUUUCCUAUGGAACAGUGAAUCUAAGAUUCCACAGUUGACACCAGAUAGUUCAAAGCUGGUUAAAAACUUCUUUAACCCUUGGACAUCUCGAGAAAAACAAAUGGUACACCUGGACGAUGUUGAGAACUCUAACGCCGAAACGUCAAAAGAAAGGACGGAAAUCCUGUCCUCCAUCAACCCCAACAAACAAAUCCACAACCCGAUUGUACCGCAGUCGGUCCCCACAUUACAGCGAGCUUCACCACCCGAGGCAAGUCGCUACGUUUGA